CUGGUAUCUUUUUUCUCAGUAUCGUUUGAGCAGUACUAUUAUUAAACGUGCGCAUCAUGAAAAUUUUCAUGACGAAUUGUUUUAUUAUCAUUAUUUCAUUACUUGGCAUAGUAAUUCAAGAAAAUCUUGCACAAUAUGUUCCUCCAACACCAAGUGUAGAACCUCUCUAUCCGGUAGGAUUACGAAUGUCUAUUGCUCAUAAGGAUGGCAUCAGUUUAGUCGCGUAUCAUGUAAAAUUUAACGAUGAUUUCUACAGUCUCGAAGCAGGAACUAUUGCCAGAGAUAUUAUAAAACCACGUAAUAAUUAUUGGGUAUAUGAGGAUCGAUCCACAAAAUUGAAACUAGGAGAUAUAAUUUAUUAUUGGAUUCAUGUAGUUUAUAAUGGUCUUGGUUAUAAUCUACUUGAUCAAAAACACGUAGUUAAUGAAUUUUAUAAUUAUGAUAGUUCACCUUUGAAUAAUUCUAUGAAAAUAAAUAGUCCUGAAAGAAAGAUUGAUACUUGUAUGGCAUCUUCGCAAACUAAAAUAUUUGAAAGUAAUUCGAAAAAUCAACUACUGAAUACGCGAAUCUGUCCAGGUCAAUUAAUUUUUGAAGAGAAUUUCGAUUCUCUUAAUACGUCACGUUGGACAAUUCUUGAACGCUUUGCAGGUCCUCCUAAUUAUGAAUUCGUUAUAUACAUGAAUAAUAUCGACAAUGUAAAAGUUAAAGAUGGUGUUUUGCAUAUUGAACCGAUUUUGACUAAAGAGAAAUAUGGACCAGACUUUAUCCAAAGCAAUAGUCUAACUUUGGAAAAAUGUACAGGAAUCAUUGAAAGCAAAGAAUGCAAACGAAACCCAAUUGGAUCAUAUAUUAUACCGCCUGUAAUAUCAGGACGAUUAAAUACUAAAUCAUCCUUUAAUUUUCAAUAUGGUCGCAUUCAAAUUCGAGCUAAAUUGCCUCGUGGUGAUUGGUUAUUUCCUUUGAUUACCUUGGAAAGUGCAGAUAUGUGCACAAAAAAUUCAUCAAUUUAUUGUGACAUCAUAAUAGUUCAUUCAAACGGAAAUUCUGUCCUUAUAUCACAAGAUGGAAACGAUUUAAGCGGACAUUUUCUUCUAGGGGGUGCUCAUGCAACAGAUAUAAAUUCACAUGUUCCACAGGAUAAUAAAUUAAAUCUUCCCAAAAAGAAAUCAGAAAUCUUAUGGUCAGACGACUAUCACGUGUACGAUUUAGAAUGGAAACCUAAUCAAAUCAUAGUUAAAGUUGAUGGAAAAGAAUAUGGCCAACAAAAUGUACCGGCAUUGUACGAUAUUCCGGUUUAUAUUAAUAUCGGUUUAGCCGUAGGAGGUCACACUAUCUUUCCAGACAAUUGUAUCAGCGGUAACUAUGUAAAACCUUGGAGAAAUGUCGGAUCAAAGGCACUUUACCACUUCCACUUAGCAGAAAACGAUUGGAUAAAAUCCUGGAGAGUGAGCGAUAUCGGUUUACAUGUAGAUUAUAUUAAAAUCUGGGCAGUUUAACUUUUUCUUCCAUUUUUAAUUCAAAAAUACACUUAACCAUUUUUUAAUGUAUUAUUCUUGAUUGUAUUUACAUUUCUUCUUCGUUUAUAUAAAUUAAUAAAAUACAUAGCAAUCAAAAAGAUGGUGGAGGUGGUACCAACACGGAAGGAGGUAACGGUUGUCGAUAAGGCACGUCAUCUGGAUGAAAACCGGAACCCAGUAAUUCGAUCAACCACUGACCUCGAUAACCAUAACGUCUUUGAUAAUCAAGUGAGGCCCGAGGCCCGUCUUCUGGUCUAAAUUCGAACAUUAUUUUUUUUCUAGUAUCCGGAGAAGCUAUAAUUCUUAGAAAAGUUUCUACACCGUUUCUUGGCCAUUCCCAAAAUCUUCCAUUAGACCACAAUGUUCGAAGCAUAGCUGUCCAUCUUGAAGGGAACAUAUCGAACGGAAGUGUUCUAGGAACUCGGGUUGAAAUAGUUCCACUGCACUCGACGAUUAUGCACAGCUAUAUAUGUAAUAAAAGAACAAAUAAAAUAAUUUGCUCGCGCAAUUUUAGGUAAA
Apis cerana (Asiatic honeybee) is the source of this 2036-nucleotide messenger RNA. It is a transcript of the gene B-gluc1, whose product is annotated as beta-1,3-glucan recognition protein 1. Lineage: Eukaryota; Metazoa; Arthropoda; Insecta; Hymenoptera; Apidae. Gene Ontology annotation, molecular function: hydrolase activity, hydrolyzing O-glycosyl compounds; carbohydrate binding. The record is from RefSeq and is a predicted model, not a curated record. Gene Ontology annotation, biological process: carbohydrate metabolic process.